Molecule: messenger RNA, 1520 nt
Organism: Quercus lobata
Lineage: Eukaryota; Viridiplantae; Streptophyta; Magnoliopsida; Fagales; Fagaceae
Exons: 2
Coding region: 687-1376 (229 amino acids)
Source: RefSeq, a predicted model, not a curated record
ACAGGAACUGGAAGAGUCGGUAUUUUUUUGUUGAGGGGACGGAUUGGGUUUGCCGUCAGGAGGAGUGGGCGACGAUGCCCCGUGGUUACUUUGACAAUACCUGGGCCUUCGUCAGGGAUUCAGGUUAAUCCCGUCAGCUAUGAGGCUCGUGUGUUUUCUGAGGCGAUGCUAACAAUACUUUUUAUUUCUUUCAGCUUAUACCCGUCCUCACAUAACUGACGAGCAGGAGGAGUUUAUCCAACGGAUUCUGGAAAUUCCUUUGGAGGAACGUAAGUGUAGGGAUUUGAUCACCCUCGACACCCUUCACUUAUACUGUGGGGGUCCAGAUCCGUCAGCGGAAGCUCGAAAGUUGGAAGAAUUUGCACGCCGUCGUGAGUAGGCUUUAAUUUAUCCCGUCAGUUUUUUAUUAUUCCGUUACCUACCUUAAUGGUGUUCUUUGUGUUGUAGAAAUGGACUCUGCGAAGCAAAGGAUAAGGGCCGCCGCAGCCCGUCAGAAGGAGGAGAGAAAGAAUAAGUAGGCAGCAGGGGAGGCCUCGUCAACUCCAAAGGUCGUCGCUAAGGUGACGAAGAGGAAGCCUGACGGUGAUGACAGCCGUCCCUUAAAGAAAGCUGCCGUCACUCCAAGGGACGAACCACUGAAGGAGAAGUCCCUUCCCAAGCCUAGUCAUGGUGCGGGCAAGGGGGUGAUGACUUCUGCCGGUCCCGUCAGCGAGGGCCCCUGCCGUCUCCUGACUCACAAGGAUUAUGCCGUCGGGGAGGUUGGGUCCCUGAUUAAACCGACGGAUAUUGAACCUUGUGACCAGGUGGGGACGGAGGAACUAGGGGCGUCAGCCCUUUUUGACCUUACCAGGGCCUUGGUUCGUGUCAAGGCCCUUCAAGAUCGUUGUGUGGCGAAGGAGGGGGUCGUCACUCGAGUCCGCAGUCACAAUAAAAGCCUGAUGAACCAGCAAGCUCAGUACAAGGAUGCCGUCCGUACCCUCAACACGGAGCUGCAAGAAGUUAAGGAGAAGCUGACGGAGAGCAGUAGUCGGAGUGAUAAACUCCAGGAAGAGGUGACGGCGCUGGGCGAAAAGCUGCAGACGGCGGGGGCUGACGCGAUCAGAGAUUUCAAAGCGUCGCAGGCUUUCUUUGACUCGUGUGGCGAAUAUUAUGGCACCGGGUUUGAAGACUGCCUUCAGCAAGUCGCGUCGGCCUACCCGGAGUUGGAUUUAUCCGGGAUCACCAUGGGUGAUGGAGACGACAGCCUCCGUCAGUCUACUCCGAGGCGCGACGACAGCGUGGUCCUGGCCCAGCCUGCUGCUAAUCCUGCUGCUUCUGAUUCUCCUGCUGUGAUUGUGGAUGCUGACGGCAAGAAUGCUGAUGUUCCUGCCCCUUAGCUCUUAUUUUGUAUUUUGGCUAUGUAUAAAACAGUUGUAGUUGUAAUUUUCAAACAAUCUUUAAGUGUUCUCUUUGUUUCCCUUGGGCUUUUGUUUGUGUAUAGUUGUGUUUAAUUUCCGUAACUUUUAUAUCCCUUUGUUGAU